Molecule: messenger RNA, 919 nt
Organism: Nerophis lumbriciformis (worm pipefish)
Lineage: Eukaryota; Metazoa; Chordata; Actinopteri; Syngnathiformes; Syngnathidae
Source: RefSeq, a predicted model, not a curated record
UACAUGCUGCCGCUAGGCGACAUCAUACGCAAAUACGGUGUUAGCUUUCAUUGUUAUGCUGAUGACACCCAACUCUACAUGCCCCUAAAGCUGACCAACACGCCGGAUUGUAGUCAGCUGGAGGCGUGUCUUAAUGAAAUUAAACAAUGGAUGUCCGCUAACUUCUUGCAACUCAACGCCAAGAAAACGGAAAUGCUGAUUAUCGGUCCUGCUAAACACCGACAUUUAUUUAAUAAUACCACCUUAACAUUUGACAACCAAACAAUUACACAAGGCGAAUCAGUAAAGAAUCUGGGUAUUAUCUUCGACCCAACUCUCUCGUUUGAGUCACACAUUAAGAGUGUUACUAAAACGGCCUUCUUUCAUCUCCGUAAUAUCGCUAAAAUUCGUUCUAUUUUAUCCACUAGCGACGCUGAGAUCAUUAUUCAUGCGUUCGUUACGUCUCGUCUCGACUAUUGUAACGUAUUAUUUUCGGGGCUCCCUAUGUCUAGCAUUAAAAAAUUACAGUUGGUACAAAAUGCGGCUGCUAGACUUUUGACAAGAACAAGAAAGUUUGAUCAUAUUACGCCUAUACUGGCUCACCUGCACUGGCUUCCUGUGCACUUAAGAUGUGACUUUAAGGUUUUACUACUUACGUAUAAAAUACUGCACGGUCUAGCUCCGUCCUAUCUUGUCGAUUGCAUUGUACCAUAUGUCCCGGCAAGAAAUCUGCGUUCAAAGAACUCCGGCUUAUUAGUGAUUCCCAGAGCCCAAAAAAAGUCUGCGGGCUAUAGAGCGUUUUCUAUUCGGGCUCCAGUACUAUGGAAUGCCCUCCCGGUAACAAUUAGAGAUGCUACCUCAGUAGAAGCAUUUAAGUCCCAUCUUAAAACUCAUUUGUAUACUCUAGCCUUUAAAUAGCCCCCCUGUUAGACCAGUUGAU